AAUUGUUUCAAACAAGGGCUCCCAAUCGGGGCUUUGUAAGGGAGGCAGGCAGAGGGUACGAGCGGAGUGGGCGUAGCUGUGUGUGCUUCUGCAAGAAGGGAAAGUCCCUUCGUGCAAACAGUGGAGCAAAUUCCUGUCGGGGAAAUUAUUCCCACCAUCUGGCUUUUGUGCCCCGCUCCUCUCAGUGUAACCAGACAAAGCCCUUCAGAAGCCGCCCACGGCGGACAGCAGGGCAGGCUCAGUGCCUUUCUGUCGUCCAGUGGAAAGGAUUCCAAAGCAUGGGCACAAACAGCGGUGUGCCCUCGUGCAAAUCGGAAUGAACCUGCCGCAGUGCAGACCGCAGAGACGCAGCCGACCUGACCGCACAGGAGCUGUUGCAAGACACCGGCGGGCCGCUCAACCUUCUGAGAAAAGUCUUCCCGUGAAAUCAGAGGGCUGCACUUAAUAGUCUUCAUUGUCCCAUGUAGCUAGUCUUAAAAUGCAGUAAUUAAGAUAUAGUUUUAAUUACAUUUUGUCUUUACAUACUAUGUUCUUGGGCACUGGGUUUCUAUAUAUAAGUAUUUUUUUUUUAGCAAGCAGAGUAAGCACAGAUAUAUGGAGGGAUUUUUAUUCCUUCAAUUUUAUUUCACUUGUUACCCUCAAUGUUCCUAAAGUUCUCUCAGUUUUCUGUCAUCCGGUGGGUUGUCUUUUCCUCCUGUGUGGUUAUGAGUUUGCUGCGGCUGCUGCAACCAAGGACCACAGUCGGGUGACAAGAGGAAUCUGUUUCUCGCAGUUCUGGAGGAUGGAGAUCAAGGUGCCGGCCUGGGGGCUUUCUCCUGAGGCCUCUCCCCUCAGCUCGCAGACGGCGCCUCGCUGCCUCCUCACGUGGCCACCCCUCUGUGCACAGGCCUGUCCCCAUGUGCUCACAUUUACUCUUUCCAGAAGGACGCCAGUCAGCCUGGACCGGGGCCCACGCCAGCAGCCUCAUUUUGACUUGGUCACCUCUAUCGAGGCUCCGUCUCCAGAUGCAGUCAUGAGUACCACGGUUAGAUCUUCAAUAUGUGAAUCUGGGGGCAAAAUUCAGCCCAAAAGAUACAUAUUCGACACCUUCUUUGUAUUAAUAUCUUGUUUAGUAUUAUGCUGAAAUACUUUCAAUCUAAUAAUCAACAUGCAACCUCCUCUUAGCAGAUUUUAAUAGGCAUCGUAAUUUUAAUUACGUGAAUCAGUACUUAAAGGACUUGAUGAAUCUUUCCAGCAGAUGUAUUCAUUUUUUCCUGAAAUGGUACAGUGUAACAUUUUCAUAGUUUCUUCUCCCUUCAUACUCAUAUCUGCCAAAGAAAUUUAUUAUAGCUGAUCACUCAUAAACCAGCAUCACAGAAAUCCUGGUAUCACCUCUGGUACCACACGAGCGCAUGUUCCCAAAGGUGCCCAAUUAACACUCGUUAGAGUAACUGAUCAGGUUUUUUUGACUUGUAGAAACCUAAAGGCCACCAAGAUCAGAGAUAAGGAUCCAGGAAUCUACUGCUGUUUGCUGCACAGCACACAGCAACAACUGCCCCAAGUGGACGACAUGGAUGACGAGGGGCACACUCUCCAAGUCGUGUUCUUCACGUUGCUCGAUGCACAGGGACCCCCUCACUCCCGGGGCGCAGCCCUGUCUCCCGCACACGUGCACCGUGUUCUCCUCAGGACAAACUGUGCUUGUGAGGAUGGGACCGUGAAGCGGUUUUCAGGAUCUCUGCAGAAUCUGUUAAUCAUUCACAAUCUCUCCCUGGAGUCGUCCUGGCCUUUCAGAGACCUUGGGAUCGUGGACAGAAUAGGUUGGCCAAUCUCUGCAGGGGUCUGUUCAACCUCAUCACCAGCAAGAAGAGAAAACCAAGCAAGGCCACUUGCUGGUGUCACAAUCUAAUUGGGGAGGCCCUCCGGAGUCCCACAGAUAAGAAGCAUUUAAGAAACUUACGCCUGGACACAGAAUCCUAGCGUUGGGAGGUUCCAAAGGUUGCUGCACGCACAGGUUUGGCCGUGUGUGGCUGAGUGACAGCCGUUUCUCACUGAGCAGUUCUGCAGAGCACAGGCUCCCACUGCUUCAUGCCCUCCCUGUUUCCACAGCACGGCCUCAGAGGAACACAGGGCAGAGCUCUUCCCACCUCCGUGUGACAGAGGAUGGAGCUAAGGGUCCAAGAAGCCAAGCAUUGUGCAUGGUAAAUUCGGAGUCAUCAAACGCAUACUUGAUGAAGCCGCAAACUUCAGUCCAACGGUUUCAUAUCCUCCAGCAGCUCCAUGUCACACCUCCGUCCGUGGUGUCAAAGCAGGAACUGGAGCCUGGAAAACACGGGAGGCCAACGGUCUAGGUGAGAGAAACCGAAGAGUCAAGGAUUUUCUGAAGUGACAGCCCCCCAGCUGGCCCGCCUGCCUCCAGCUCUGCCCACCGCAGUCUCCACAUCCAGCACCAAGUGGCCCUCGAAGAGGGUGGACCAGAUGCGGCAUCCUCGGAACUCCCCAGUGAGUCCUCUCUCACUCAGAACAAAAGCCACGGUCCUGCUUCUAGGUGAUGGGCAGAUCAGAAAGUCAGAUGGACAUAACUGACAUUAACACCCCAAAGCCGAAGAAGCAGCAGCGAUGGACCCCGCUGGAGGUCAGCCUCUCCGUCCUCGUGGUGCUCCUCACCGUCAUCGCCGUGACGACCAUCGCGCUCUACGCCACCUAUGACGAUGGCAUCUGCAAAUCAUCAGACUGCAUAAAAUCAGCUGCUCGACUGAUCCAAAACAUGGAUGCCACUGCCGAGCCCUGCGCAAACUUUUUUAAGUACGCCUGCGGAGGCUGGUUGAAACGCAACAUCAUCCCUGAGACAAGCUCGCGCUACGGUAACUUUGACAUUUUACGAGAUGAACUGGAAGUCGUUCUGAAAGAUGUCCUUCAGGAAACUAAAACUGAAGAUAUAGCAGCAGUGCAGAAAGCAAAAACUCUGUACAGAUCGUGUGUGAACGAAUCUGUGAUCGACAGCAGAGGCGGGGAGCCUCUCCUCAGACUGUUGCCGGACAUCUACGACUGGCCGGUGGCGACAGAAAACUGGGAGCAAGUAUACGGUACUUCUUGGACGGCUGAGAAGUCUAUUGCACAACUGAAUUCUAAAUAUGGGAAAAAAGUCAUUAUUAAUUUUUUUGUUGGCACUGAUGAUAAGAAUUCUAUGAACCAUAUAAUUCAUAUCGACCAACCUCGACUUGGCCUCCCCUCCAGAGAUUACUACGAAUGCACUGGAAUAUAUAAAGAGGCUUGUACAGCAUAUGUGGAUUUUAUGAUUUCUGUGGCCAAAUUGAUUCGUCAGGAAAAAGGACUGCCCAUCGAUGAAAACCAGCUUUCUUCAGAAAUGAAUAAAGUCAUGGAAUUGGAAAAAGAAAUUGCCAACGCUACAGCUAAACCUGAAGAUCGAAAUGAUCCAAUACUUCUUUACAACAAAAUGACGUUAGCCCAGAUCCAAAGGAACUUUUCACUAGAGAUCAACGGGAAGCCAUUCAGCUGGGCAAAUUUCACAAAUGAAAUCAUGUCAACUGUGAAUAUUAAUAUUCCAAAUGAGGAAGAUGUGGUUGUUUAUGCUCCAGAAUAUUUAACCAAACUUAAGCUCAUUCUUACCAAAUACUCUGCCAGAGAUCUUCAAAAUUUAAUGUCCUGGCGGUUCAUAAUGGAUCUUGUAAGCAGCCUCAGCCGAACCUACAAGGAGUCCAGAAAUGCUUUCCGCAAGGCCCUUUACGGAACAACGUCAGAAACAGCCACCUGGAGACGCUGCGCAAACUACGUCAACGGGAACAUGGAAAAUGCUGUGGGCAGGCUGUACGUGGAGGCGGCCUUUGCUGGGGAGAGUAAACACGUGGUUGAGAAUUUGAUUGCACAGAUCCGGGAAGUUUUUAUCCAGACUCUAGAUGACCUCACUUGGAUGGAUGCUGAAACGAAGAAGAAAGCAGAAGAAAAGGCCUUAGCAAUUAAAGAAAGGAUUGGCUAUCCUGACGAAAUCAUUUCCAAUGACAGCAAACUGGAUAAUGAGUACCUCGAGUUGAACUACAAGGAAGAUGAGUACUUUGAGAACAUCAUUCAAAACUUGAAGUUCAGUCAAAAUAAACAACUGAAGAAGCUUCGAGAAAAGGUGGACAAGGAUGAGUGGAUAAGCGGUGCAGCUGUGGUCAAUGCAUUUUAUUCUUCAGGCAGAAAUCAGAUAGUCUUCCCAGCUGGCAUUCUGCAGCCCCCUUUCUUCAGCGCCCAGCAGUCCAACUCGCUGAACUACGGGGGCAUCGGCAUGGUCAUAGGACACGAAAUCACCCACGGCUUCGAUGACAAUGGCAGAAACUUUAACAAAGAUGGAGACCUGGUUGACUGGUGGACUCAACAGUCUGCAAAUAAUUUUAAAGAGCAAUCCCAGUGCAUGGUGUACCAGUAUGGAAACUUCUCCUGGGACCUAGCAGGUGGACAGCAUCUCAAUGGAAUUAAUACGCUGGGAGAAAACAUUGCAGAUAAUGGAGGUAUUGGCCAAGCAUACAGAGCCUAUCAAAAUUAUGUUAAAAAGAAUGGUGAAGAAAAAUUACUUCCUGGAAUUGACCUAAAUCACAAACAACUGUUCUUCUUGAACUUCGCACAGGUGUGGUGUGGGACCUACAGGCCAGAGUAUGCGAUCAACUCCAUUAAAACAGACGUCCACAGUCCAGGCAGUUUCAGGAUUAUUGGAACUUUGCAGAACUCCCCUGAGUUUUCAGAAGCCUUCCAUUGCCCCAAGAAUUCAUACAUGAACCCAGAAAAGAAAUGCCGGGUGUGGUGACCUGCAGAAGCCGUGCAGCCUUGGGUGACUUACCGACACACAGGAGUGGGGAACUCGACUCGAGAGAAAUGGGCCUAGAGGUCACUGUGCUUACAGGGGGUGGUCAGCAGAGAGGCGAGCAUCUGUAACCUCGAAGUCGGUUAUUCUGGAAAGAUGUGAGGGAGGAGCGCGUCUAAUGUCCGUCAAAUCAGUCACUUCUCACGUGUAAAUAAGGCUCAAUCUCCAGACACAAUACGACCGUUCAUUUCUGUUUCUCCUAUAAUCUGCCAGUUUGAGGUUGUCUCUUGAAAAUGGUGUUGACCACCUGCUGUAGACCAGAUUUCUGUUCAAAAGGAGAAAGAGGAGGCUGAAGAUUCGGUUGACACCAAAAGCACAGCAGUGACCUGAGAGUUAAAAACACACAGCCUAAGUCCUGAUUUUUACUUUUAUUUGCAACAGUUACACUCCUUCAAAACUCUUCCAAAGAAUUCUUAUAUCUCUUGGGGCCUUGGGACUUAACACGCUUUUAAACUGAUUUGGCCAGGCGUCAGUUAGUCACUCUGCAAUCGUUUUAUCUGAAGCAAUCUUAGGGCUGAAAUGAGUGUCCAGCGCUGUUCCCCGUUGCACCUGGUGUGACUGAGGCUGAGGUUCGGAGGCUGCCUGCAUUUUUCUAAGCAAUUUCUUGUUCUUUCUCAACACUCGGUCUUUUUAAGAGAUUUGUAGUAAUGUAUAAAUAAUAAUUUUUAUAUUUAAUUAUUAACUACAUUUAUGACUAAUUGUUAUUAUAGGUAAUCAUUGAAUAUUGAAGUUUCAGACCAAGAUAAAUAGUUAUGAACCAGGGUCUGUAAAGUGAUGUACAGAUGAAGAUUUAAGACUUUUUAAACUUAUAAAUCAUAUUGAUAAAAAGCUUUAAGCGCGAACUUUGCAUUAAAAAUUGCCAUUGGACAGAUGCUCAAGAUUGUGGUUUAAGCAGGAUUUUCAGCAUUGAUUCUGUGCCCGAGGAGCUGUGACAAAAGGGAAGUCUGCGUCUCCUUAUCUCUCCAGAUGUGUCAUCUGAUGGAAAUAUUUUGAUAAUAAAUUGAAAUUGUGAGCCCAUUA
Messenger RNA from Equus quagga, 5860 nucleotides. RefSeq names its product membrane metalloendopeptidase (gene MME). Gene Ontology annotation, molecular function: metalloendopeptidase activity. Bases 2531 to 4783 code for a protein of 750 amino acids. Gene Ontology annotation, cellular component: plasma membrane. Lineage: Eukaryota; Metazoa; Chordata; Mammalia; Perissodactyla; Equidae. The transcript is spliced from 24 exons. The record is from RefSeq and is a predicted model, not a curated record. Gene Ontology annotation, biological process: protein processing; amyloid-beta clearance.